GAAGAAUAUUAGCCAAAAUGACAACAUCUUUCCCCAUGAAUGAUGGUAAUAGUGCUUAUAGCUACUACAAUAACUCCCAACGGCAGAAAGAACUUAUAGAUGCUUCAAAGGAUAUGGUGAGAGAUGCAAUUAUUGGAAAACUUGAUGUUGAAGUCAUGUUAUCUUCUUCACACACAUUUCGUAUUAUAGAGUUGGGAUGUUCAAUUGGACCAAAUACUUUCCAUGCAAUGCAACAUGUUGUAGAUGUUGUAAAGGAAAAAUACCACAAUAUUAUUCUUGAAUUCCAAGUAUUUUUUAGUGAUCAUGUCGAAAACGAUUUCAACACUCUUUUUCGAUCACUACCUAUUGAUCGAUCCUACUAUGCAUCUGGAGUUCCAGGAUCUUUUCAUGGUAGAUUAUUUCCAUCGCGAUCGAUACAUUUUGCACAUUCUUCUUGUGCUAUACAUUGGUUAUCUAAGAUUCCAAAAGAAUUGUUAGAUGAGAAAUCUCCAACAUGGAAUAAGGGAUUGAUUCACUAUGGUACAUCAAAUAUUGAUGUAGUGAAUGCUUAUAUUGCUCAAUUUGAAAAGGACAUGGAAAUAUUCUUUAAUGCAAGAGCUGAGGAGAUUGUCCCGGGAGGAAUGAUGGUGUUUAUUUCACCAUUUUCAAGUUAUACACGUCUCGUGGAAUUUUUCGGUUCCAGUCUUAUGGAUUUGGUAAAUGAGGGAAAGUUAGAUGAAUCUCUUGUAGACUCAUUCAAUUUGCCAAUGUAUUUUCCCUCUCCUCAAGACAUGACUAAAGUGGUGGAGAAAAAUGGAUGUUUUAGCAUAGAGAAAAUGGAAUUGGCAUAUCCUAAAUCAAAGCUUGUUGAUGAGAUUGAUGCAAAAACUUUUAUAAUAAACCUAAGAGCUGUUUUAGAAGGACUUCUCAUCAAUCAUUUUGGGAGUAAAAUAGCAGAAGAAGUUUGUGCAAGAACUCUUUUUAAAAGUGAAGAGAUUUCAACAUGGAUGAAAGCUAAUGGUGGAAAAUCAUGUCAAUUAUUUGUCGCUUUGAAGCGUAAAUGA
Solanum tuberosum (potato) is the source of this 1043-nucleotide messenger RNA. RefSeq names its product probable S-adenosylmethionine-dependent methyltransferase At5g38100. The transcript has 3 exons. Bases 18 to 1043 code for a protein of 341 amino acids. Lineage: Eukaryota; Viridiplantae; Streptophyta; Magnoliopsida; Solanales; Solanaceae. The record is from RefSeq and is a predicted model, not a curated record. Gene Ontology annotation, molecular function: methyltransferase activity.